Molecule: messenger RNA, 1390 nt
Organism: Halteromyces radiatus
Lineage: Eukaryota; Fungi; Mucoromycota; Mucoromycetes; Mucorales; Cunninghamellaceae
Product: glycoside hydrolase superfamily
Exons: 6
Coding region: 26-1333 (435 amino acids)
Molecular function (GO): hydrolase activity, hydrolyzing O-glycosyl compounds
Source: RefSeq, a predicted model, not a curated record
UUUUUUUUUUUCUCGUCAAAACGAUAUGACAAAUAAAUUAUUAUUAUUAUUAUUAUUUCUUUUCCUUCUUCCCUUCUUUUGUUCUGCUCAAAACCAUAUGGCAAAUGAUGGCAUUGUAUCUAUUGACAAAACUGGUUUCAAGCGAUAUGGUAAAACUUACUUGAUACGUGGAGCCAAUUAUUGGUAUGGGAUGAAUAUGGGUUCAUUACUUGGAGGAAAUAGGGUACGCUUGGAUACAGAAUUAGAUCAGCUUGUAGCAAUGGGGGUCAACAAUCUACGUAUUAUGGCUGGUAGUGAAGGUCCUGAUGAUCCACAACAGACUUUUCGUAUGCAACCUUCUCUUAUGACAAGUCCAGGAAUAUACAAUGAACAAAUCUUUCAAGGUUUGGAUUACCUUUUGGACGCCAUGGGAAAACGAAAUAUGACAGCUAUAGUGACCUUGAACAAUUUUUGGCAUUGGAGUGGAGGUUUCAGUCAAUACGUAGCAUGGGUUACAAAUACCGUGCCGCCUUAUCCCACGAGAAAUUCAGAUACUUGGGGAGCCUUUACCAAAUAUACUUCACAAUUCUAUAAGGAUGCCAUUAUUAGUAAAUCUUGCACUGAUCUAUUCAAGGCACAUAUUAACACUGUUCAAGAACGAAAGAAUGUGAUGAAUGGCAAAAGAUACAAGGAUGAUCCGGUCAUUAUGGCAUGGCAAAUUGCAAAUGAGCCCCAAUCGGCUCCUGCUUCAUGGUAUGACGAUUUGGCUCAAUUCAUCAAAAAGGGUGCACCACAACAAUUGGUUACCAGUGGUAUUGAAAGCAUGUUGGAUUAUACUGAUUUCACAAAUGCUCAUUCAUCAACAGCUAUUGACUAUUGUACUUGUCACCUAUGGGUUGAAAAUUGGGGUAUAUACAAGGCUGAUGAUCCUAAUGGACUUCAGCGUGCUCUGACAUAUGCAACAAAUUAUAUCGAUACACGGGAGAAAUGGGCAACAAGUAUAGGAAAACCGAUUGUGCUUGAAGAAUUUGGAAUGGCUCGCGAUGCAUGGAAACAACCUAACAAUAUAGAAUAUAAAUAUGAUCCAACCACUACGACCGAACAUAAAGAUAUAUUUUAUAACCAUUUAUUUUCACAAGUGACUCAAAUGGUGAAACAAGGCAAGGCUUUUUCUGGAUCCAACUUUUGGUCUUAUAGUGGUAUUGGCAGACCAACUGAUCCCCCUACAAGUUGGGUUGGUGAUCCACCACAUGAACCUAGAGGAUGGUACUCUGUAUAUGAUCAAGAUACAACAGUCAACGUGAUUCGCAAAUACAAUGAAGAACUGGAAAAACUGAUGGAUGAAUUGGAUUAGCUUAGUUAAAUCUUUUUUUUUUAAUACUGAAAUGAAAUAAAAUGAAAUUCUUCUGCG